Molecule: messenger RNA, 4159 nt
Organism: Schistosoma haematobium
Lineage: Eukaryota; Metazoa; Platyhelminthes; Trematoda; Strigeidida; Schistosomatidae
Gene: GTF2A1
Product: Transcription initiation factor IIA subunit 1
Exons: 9
Coding region: 745-2505 (586 amino acids)
Biological process (GO): transcription by RNA polymerase II; transcription initiation at RNA polymerase II promoter
Cellular component (GO): transcription factor TFIIA complex
Source: RefSeq, a predicted model, not a curated record
AUUUAUGUAAGUCUUCUACAUUGGUGCGAGCCUCACUGACCUCAUUAACCUCAUUAUCGUCAUCAAACCUUGAAUAUCUGUGGCAUCUUUACAAGAAAAAGUUGAUUGUGGUUGCGGUGAAAAUCUACUAGUCUGUGGUAAGAAUGUAAAAUGUCCCCUUAAACUGGCCAUUCACCUUGGAGUAAAAAUACAUGAAUAUAAAAAUGAAAUAAAAGGAAGAUACUUACGCAGACAAGAACUGAAAAAAAUAAUAACCUGCCCAUCACUAAGACUCUCGCAGCUUGGUGGAUUGGUAAGGUUUGAUUAGAGCAGUCAAAACCCUGGGACUUGCUGCCAACAUUGAGAAUCAGUCAUUCAGAAAUCAGCUGGCUCAUACCACGUUGCAAACAUUUAAAAAAUUGGGCGUUAAAUUGCUGCGGUUGAUUUAGACGUGACGGUGCACGGGCUGUGUAGAUUCGUGUUGUCAGUUCAAAUCCUUAUGACAUUACUUCUAGUCGUUAUUACCCUAUUGUCUUAGUCUCACCAUUUACUCUGUUGCUGGUUACUGUAGAUCUAUUUCAUUUGAUGUAGGUGCAUCUUAUGUCUUUAUUUAGUCGUCGUCUCAUUAUCUUGUUCUCAUCCAGUUUCCCGUGCACACACAGCUCUAUACUCUCCCGUGGAAAUCCUGAUAAUUCUGUCCUGGGAAGUUGUUCGCGAUUGCUUUGUAACUAGCACAAACGCUCGAAUAAACUUUAUACAGUCGUAAUGACCUGCGUGGCCAAAUUUUACGACGAUGUGAUUGAGGAUGUUAUAAGUGGUGUUAAAGAUGAGUUUGUAGAGGAUGGUGGUGAUAUCCAGAUACUUGAAGAACUCAAAAAGUUAUGGAAGUCAAAACUUGCUGAGACCCACGUCUUUAGCCCAGAGCCUGUCGGCGGAAGUGCUGCACAAUAUUUGAACCUUCUGCAACGUUCUCAAGUUCAGAUCCAUCCAAAUGUCGUCAGUUCUGGAAAUUCCUCCGUAGGUUUACCAAUGAGGCAGUUGAAUACAAUCAUCCGAACUGGGUCAGAUCAGACAACAGCAAGCAUGGCGCUCCCUGGUACGCUUUCAGGUUUGCGACUACCUGCAGCACGGGCUUCUGUCUCAGUCCCCACUCAAAUGCGAUCUCGUGAGCCAGUACAGGCUACUCCGUGUUUGGCCUCAGUUAUACUUCCAGCUCAGUCGCAAACACAAAAGCAGCCUCAAACAACCAGCGUUCUUCCCGCUGUGCUUACUUCCAAUCCAAGUGGAGCUCAAUCAAGACCUACUGCAACUACUAACGUUCAACAAGUUACAACACCCCAGCUCGCCACACUGCCUUCAGGUCUUACAGGACAUCUUGUACAAAUCGGCCAACAGACUUAUCUCGUCCCUCAGCCGUUAACAGCAGUCCGUCAACCUGGUGUUCAUCUGGCUGUUCCUCAGUAUAUAGGUAACCCAAGUGUGGCAACCAACAAUUCCAUGGCUUCUGAUUCCAAACCUUUUACUAUUUCAGACAUUGGGCAGUUUAAACAAACACAGGUCGAUGGUGUCCAUGAUAGCGAUGAUGAAAAGUUCUGUGAUACUCCUGUAUCACAAUCGAUGAGUGUACAUGGGCGUCGGAAGAAUCAGAAUAGUGGACAGCACAAUUAUAAUGAUAGUGUUGCAUCCCAUGCCCAUCAUGGUUCAGAUCUAGAAGAUGAUGAUGACGAUGAUGAUGACUUAGUCCCUGCUACUCCUGGUUUCACCCCACACUCGUCUGUUUUAUCUCACUACAACACUAGUCGUUAUGUGAUGGAUACUCCAAGAGAUAUGGGUGGCGGCACACCUCUUGUAAGUGCCCCACCCACUCCUAUGACCCCACCUUCCGUGUCAGUCCCAGAAAGUCACUUACGCCCUGGACAACAGUCUUUAGCUACUCAUUCACUUCACACUGCACAAACACCUGCCUCCAAACGUCGACGACUUUCACCAUACCACGGGAAGAAUACAGAUACAGAUGAAUCUGAGGGUUGUGAUGAUGGCGAAGAUCCAGACAUAGUAACUACUACCAAUACACCGGCCAACCCAAACGAACUAUCCAUAGAAAACUACGAAAAUACUGUUGAUCCUAAGCGAAAAUUGGAUCAAGUGAAGCAAAAACUUAAACAGCGUCCACAACAAGAUAGGAAUCCAGUCAGUCCUAAGAACAGUCGUAUAACAAAACAGUUUUCAUCCCCAACUGAAUCAGAGCUCGGUGUUCCAGAUCAGAUGGAAUUCCUUGAAGGAGAUCCUCUAAAAGCAGAAGAGGAAGGAGAAGAAGAUGAGGAAGAAGAACCUUUGAAUUCAGAGGAUGAUGUGAGUGAUGAAGAACCUGAAGUGCUGUUCGAAUCGGAUAAUGUUGUUGUUUGUCAGUAUGAUAAGAUUCAUCGAGCUCGAAAUAAAUGGCGUUUUCAUCUGAAGGACGGGAUAAUGUCCAUAAAUGGUCGGGAUCAUAUUUUCCAAAAGGCUGUCGGUGAGGCUGAAUGGUAGUUUAAAUGGAAUGUAUUUAGUUAUUAGUUUCUUCAUAUCAAAGGAUAUCGUCGAAAGAUGAAUUUGGCUACUGUUCUCUCUAUUUUCCGAUGCCAUCAUGUUUAGUCACUUGUAUUAAUUGAUGCAAAUGUAAAACCUUGUGAAUGACUAUAGUCGCAAUUGUUGUAUGCCUCUUUUAACCAACUUUGCGUUCUGUGAAGAAAAAGAUAACCAUAACCAAUUUCACUUCCUUGCAGUCAUAGUAAGGUACUUUUAUAGUCGCUUGUAAAAUAGAGAAUAAAUUGAAAACACUAAAAAAAACCAAACCACCACACAAAAUUGAUGAAUUGCACGAUAGAGAUAAAUUGUAGGAUUUGACACCAGUAUUCCUCAGUUAUUCGAUCUUAAUUAUGGUUUAAAAGUUCUUACCUUUAUUCUUUCUUCACUCAUCCUAUGUGUUCACGUUUCAUACUAUAGAAAAGCCUAUAUUUAUUGUGCAUAUAUUGUUCAUUACUUUAUCACAUCCAGUUUUAUUGUGAUUAUCUUUUUGUUUGUGUAUUUUUUAAAGAAAAAAACAUUUUAUUACUGUCUUCCUAACUAAAUCGUUGAUAAUAAUAGCAGUGAUUAUGGUCUUUAGUUAUAUAUAUGUAUAUAUAUUACUGUAUCUAACACACUUGUGACAACAUAGUUACACCUACUGGAAAAGUUUUAUUCAUCGUAUCUGUUUUCACUAACAUUUAGUCAGUAAAUUUGUACUAGUUAUUAAUAACUUGACAAUCAGUGAAUAUGAAAUAAUUGUUAGAUGAAAUGUCGUUAGCAGUAAUGAAUGAUAUAUUGUGUAGGGACUUGAUCAAUUUUCUUUAAUAAUGAUUUAAAGCGCUACAUACCAUAUAUACUGAAGGUCAUAUUUACAAAACAAAUAUUUUCUCAUUCAAUUGAUUACGCGUGCUCCAUUAUUUCAUUACAAUAUGGUUCUAAAAUAAAUAAAUAGGUCAAACAUUUUGUGGAACAAGUGAUGAGUCUUAUGUAAUUAAACUGACAUUGUCCAAGUAAUUGUUUCGUCAUAGUUAAUGAUAGCGAUCUGAUCUCUUUUUUAAUCCAUUAGAUAACUGUCAUUCCACAUUUCUGGUCUGUUUUUUGUUGAUAUCAAUCCAUAGUAUGAGCCUGUUAGGAAGGUAUCAAGCAUUAGACUAUGUAUUGAUUCAAUUACAUCCGUUCAAGUCAAUGUAGUGAAAUCCGUUUUUAUUUCCACUAUUUCACCUAUAUAUUGUUUUAGCCAGCUAAUAAUCAAUACAAGUAAAUCUGUAUAUAGAUAAGCAUGUUUGUUAUAGUUGGACCGAUCAAGUUUUAAAAAGUACUAAGUCAGACAUUUUUUAUUUUAUAAGACCUUAGGUUGGAAAUUUACCGGUAGCUAACUUUUGGUGCUCCACUUUGAUAUACGUGUUUACCUUCACGCUAGCUGCUAACUGAAACUCCAAGUCGUGGCUAAAGGAGUUGAUUUUCAAAAAUCAAAAUUCGAGUUCUAAUUUCUCUUCAUCCACUUCAAUUCGGCUAGCCCAAUCACUUGUCCAUACUAACAGUUUGGCGCAAACUCGAGCUCAGAAAUUUGCACUUGCUUACUGAACCCACUAAUAAAAACCAGUAAUCAUGAUAACAUAAGAACUAAAAACCCUGG